GCGCAACUCGUGCGCUGAGGCGCCCACCGCGGUGCGCCGCAAGUAUGGUGCUGACAAAAUGAUUGCACUUGUCACAGGGUGUCCAAAAAGAAGCGAUGCGGAGUUGAGUCGUCGGAGGAAGGACGCUCGUCCUGUAAAUUCAUUGGCGCUGGAGGAUGGAUGGACGUCGGAUCCUGUUGAACAAGUUAGGCAGCUGAAACUUUCUUUUGCAGAGUUUAUACGUUCCAAGGUGGCCAGUUUAGAAGUGGAGGUGCAAGAACUAAGGUUGAGGGAAAAAAAGCUCCGUGAAAGCUUGCAUGAUACGAGGGACAAGUUGAUACGUAGUGGUACCAACUCAAUGCUGCACGCAUCUCUGAGAAAGGAGGAGCAGCUCCUGGAAGUUCAGCUGGAGCGAGCAACCGCACAGAAGAAGCUUUUGAAGGAAAAAAUCCGCUGGCUGAGAUGGGAGACAUAGGUUGGCUUCUUUUUGACAAAGGCAACAGCAGUGAUCAAUGGGAAAGGUCUCAAGUACCCCAACUGUUUUUUUUUUUUUCUGAAUUUCUGAAAUAUGACAUUGCGUUAAAUAUUGUGCGAAGAAUCGAGUGAAUGAGCGAUAUAAUUGUGUGGUGUUAGUUCAGCUGGGCGUGGCGUGGUUGAGGGAGUAUUACCAGAAUGUUAGGGGCUUGAAACCUUGUCCAUAAACACUGUCGUAUUUUGGGGAACUCAGAAGAAAGGUAGGUGUUUGAGACCUUCCCCCCAAAGCUAAACCACUACCUGUUGUUCAGGUUUUCAGAUGUCGCAUUACUUCUUAUGGCACUUUCCUAGACUGCUAGUGUUGACGUC
This is a messenger RNA of Chara braunii, 822 nucleotides long. Lineage: Eukaryota; Viridiplantae; Streptophyta; Charophyceae; Charales; Characeae. The record is from the annotation of a GenBank genome assembly.